GGUUACCCUUAAUAUACAUGUAGUAUGAAUUAUGACCCAGAUCAAUGCUAUGCUAUAGUAUAACUAUCGGAAGUUAUAGUCCUAUACAUGACACAGUGCAUGUAGCUAACGUAUCGCUGAAGACUCCUAGUGAUUUUUUCACCUCUCUCUGCUUUGGGCAGUAUAAGUACCUAAGACAGAAUGUAAUUGUGAAGAGAUGGAGUUUCUUUAGCGAGAGCUAAUUUAAAUGAAGUGACGACCGGGACAUGGUGCAAAAGAGAGGGAAGGCUGGUCUGAACACCGGUUGCACCCUGAAGCUCCUCAAGUACAGCAAACUCCUGCCAAGGAUCGCCGCGGAACAACAUGUUCUUGGCAAGCACAAGAACUUCCUGGCCGAGUAUGGUGAGGGGGAGCUGGCCAUUGAUGACGGUGAUAUGGAAUGCCUGGCCUUGGAGUCUCUCUUUUACUCUAUGAACAAGCGGGGACGGUGGCUUAUUGAGGAACAGGUUCGAGCGUCCAUGAUGCAGCCACCAACUAGUCGUCUCCGGGUGAUAAUGUUGACCCGGGAGAACCCCCUCGAGGUCUCGCCAGACAGAGUCAUGGGUACCAGCUACGACGACUGCCUAACCUACUCUGACAGCGCCUUGCAGACGAUGGUAGAAGCUUCAAGGCCGUGCAAAUAUCAGGAUAUAAUAGGGAAUGCGUUGCAGUAUCUGCACGAAGGGGAAGAUGACAAACUUUUGUCUCCUUACGACGCCGUUCGGGGACAUUCGCGAAGAGGUGUCCAAAGGAUGUUGCCUCCACCUGUAAACGGGUACAGUGGCGCUCUUAGGUGUCUGGCUGAGGAACGACAAGAUCAACGUACGGUGAGAGAGAGCAAAUUUCAGUCCGUCCCAACAGUCAAGUAUGAAAUCUUUACACCACAACAGAUCUCGGCCAAACACUUCAGGAUUAGAGACAAGGAACCCGAUGAUUUCAAGAAAAGAAAAUCGAAAUACCCUCGCACGAGUACGAGACUCAUCGACGAUGGGUUAAACUCAGGAAUCACACAUACAAAACGACGUACGACGUGUAGGAAGGUCAAGGCUAAACAUGUGAAAGUGGCAGACUUCAACAAGGGAAAGCUUGAGGGUGGACCUUGUUGGAAGAGUAGUCAGAGCAAACAUAUGAAGCUAGGUCUCUAUCUGCAUUUAUUGGUGGAGAAGGAACUCGGCAAAAGGAGGGGUUGGGGAGAGCCUGCAGGGGACAAGAAGUCAAGGCCUGCUGGGAAUGUUGAACAGUCAGGGGUGUCUCGAGGUACUGAGAAGAUAGAGCAAGACGUUACAUGUACACGAACAGUUGCUCAACAAACUGACGAGGAAUUGUUUUUUAUAACUGAGACCCUCACAGAUGAAAAUGACAGUGUGUUUGAGACUCGCGAAAGUAUAAAAAAGGCGGCUGUAGAGACUCAAGACGUUGGAUCUCAGGUGUGCAGUGAUGAUGUAGAGUUUGAAGGAAACACGCCUCAUAUUGUUGAGUUUCCGUUUGAAGUCCAUAGGAAGCCGAAAAUGCCUGCCAAGUCUGUGAUAUCGCAAAACGGGAAACACCCCAAACCGAAGAUGCCAAAAACCAUGGUGCUAAGGAACGAUCAAAACUUACAACUCGCCAUCUUGCCAAAAGAACCUGCUGUGUUAUCAGAGCAAAGUUUAGAGUCAAUCGCCGCAGAGGUUGGAGACUGUAUGGUACUUGCUAUGAACCUCAAUGUGCCAACACGAAUGCUGGCCAUCCUUGCUACCCAUAGGUUUGAGAAGAUACAGACUAAGUUAGAAAUGUCGGUAGAGUUCUUAAAAUGCUGGAAAUCAAUGAGAUUGACUGCCUCUGAUAAUGCUAAGGUUGACGAGUUGGUACAACAGUUGGUGAGGCUGGGGAGGCCUGAUGUGGCGAAGGUUGUUAGGAGGUGUCAUCUGAUUGAUGAAGAGCUUACUCAGGAAUCGUUCAAUGAGAAACAAAACAAGGGCUUCAGGCGAAAAUGAGGUAUACUAGUCUAUAAGUGGUCGCUGAUGUAAUGAACUAUGCCAGUGCUUUGGAUGUUCAGUGCAUUGUACAAGUGCUUCCAUGCAAUAAACAAACCAUGUCGAUAAUUGAUUAGACGAGAGAAAAACGGGACUAAUCUACUCAGCAUGUUCUAUUGUAACUAACAUGUAUUCUGUUGUCUUCAAUAGAAAUAAAUCUAUCUGUAGGUUUA
Lineus longissimus is the source of this 2203-nucleotide messenger RNA. RefSeq lists its product as uncharacterized. The transcript has 8 exons. Lineage: Eukaryota; Metazoa; Nemertea; Pilidiophora; Heteronemertea; Lineidae. Gene Ontology annotation, molecular function: protein binding. Gene Ontology annotation, biological process: signal transduction. The coding region runs from base 246 to 1991 and encodes 581 amino acids. The record is from RefSeq and is a predicted model, not a curated record.